AUGAAAAGUUUCUUUUCUGGAGACAAGAUCUUGUCCAGAAAACCACCUUAUUAUAAAACCGCUGAGGCGCCUGAUAUGUGGUUUCCUCCAGAACUUGUAUGGGAAAUAAGAGGUGCAGACUUUACUGUGUCCCCUGUCCACCAAGCUGCCGUAGGUUUAGUUCAUCCAUCACGUGGAAUUUCAAUCAGAUUCCCAAGAUACGUUCGCACUGUGGCUGAUAGAAAACCAGAUGAAUGUAGCACAUCUGAAGAUAUAGCUGCGAUGUUUUGUUCCCAGACAAGGAAGAUGGACGUUGCUGAAGAUUGA
This is a messenger RNA of Prunus armeniaca (apricot), 306 nucleotides long. Lineage: Eukaryota; Viridiplantae; Streptophyta; Magnoliopsida; Rosales; Rosaceae. The record is from the annotation of a GenBank genome assembly.